AUGGCAACGACCGCAAUUAACGGCGAAACGUCGAAAACAAAUGAUCAUGUUGAUCAAUCUCCAGACGAGAAGAGACGAGAAGAACCGCGACCAGACGAAACCAGUCAGCUAACUUCCCAUAAAGAUGUCCCUGCUACUACGAACACGACAGACUCUACCUCGAAUCAUCUGCCAUCCAGCCCUCCUGCCAAAAGUCACCAGGAUGGUGUAAUGCGUGCGGAACCAACGCAAUUCGGCCAAGCUUAUUCGGAAAGAAACCCACCUCCGAAUAUUCAGGCUCUCCGCGAGCAUGACCAGACACGUCAGGAAGCCUCUCGACGUUACUUUGAAGAAAAACACGACGAGCCUACUGAGCCAUCGAGACCAGAAGAGAAAAAGGACCCUACAGGCCAUGAAGAACCGACAACUUCCGACGACAAUGAGGCGAAAGCUGGUGCUACGGGGGAUGUUCCUAUCGGGGCCGAGAAAAGCAAUGUUUUGUUUAAUCCAACACCUCAGGUCGACUUCGAUCAGGUUUUCAAGACGCUCCAUGAUGAUGCUAUGCAGGUGUCGUAUGUAGUAGCUGGCUCAAUUCUUGCUUUAGACUGGCUUUUUAUCGGAGGUGGGUCUAAAGGAUUGUUGAAAUCGCUAUUUCCAGCGCUCGGUGUAGCAAUCGCUGUCUUUUAUCUCCUGAGUGGCGUAGGACAAAAAGCAGCCGAUAGGAAGGUGCAAAAAGCUGUCCCUAAAAUUGAAAAGCUACGAUAUGUUCCAGAAUCAGUGGAAUGGAUGAACUCGCUUGUAGAUACAUUAUGGCACACCCUGCAGAAAGACUUUUUUGACAACAUAGCCUCUCAAGCCAAUGAUACAAUCAAGCCUUAUAUCCCAGAAGGAGUCCCUGCAACUGUCAAAAUCACUGAACUCGGUCACGGCUGUCAAUCAGCUAGGGUUCUGUCUAUGAGAUCUCUUCCCGACUCUGAAUUUGGGGAUUUGGUACCUACACAUGGUCUUAACAAAUCUGGCUCCAGCAGUGAGGCCCAAGAACGCGAAAAGGCAAUUGAGAGAGAAGAGGGCGGGGUUUUUUAUAAUCUGGAAAUUGCAAUCGCCUAUCACGAAGCUCCUUUCCGAUCUCGAAAAGAGCAAAUGCAUGUCGAUAUACUUGCUACUGUUGGACCAGUGCUACUACCUAUCUUUGUUCAGGUCAAGGAAUUCGUGGCUACUAUUCGACUUCGGCUUCAAAUGCACCCAGAUUUGCCUUUUUUGAAAAACAUUACUUUCGCACUUACCGAAAACCCAAAGAUAAAUACCUCUGUAUCACUUGGCGCACCAUGGGCCCUUGAUCUUCUCAACCUGCCGAUAAUAGACAGUCUCUUGGCUUCUCAAAUUGAUCAAGCUGCUGCUGACUUUGUGCAGCCCAAAUCUAUGAGUUUGGAUAUGACAGCUUACGUGGGCGGCUCUGAUCAGAUGGAAGAUACAGAAGCUAUUGGAGUUCUUUUUGUCAAAAUCCACCGAGCGCGAAACUUGGCUCGUCAAGAUACAAGAGGACCCGGUGCCGAUCCAUACUUGACGAUCGCUUUCAGCAAGUACGAGAAGCCGAUGUAUGCAACUCGUAUAAUCAAGGGUGAUCGGAAUCCAGUAUGGGAGGAAACAGCUAUCAUCAUGAUUCGUGCAGAGCAUGUAAAGCGUCAAGAAAAUGUACUUUUGCGGUUAUGGGAUUCAGAUACAACUGGCUCUGAUGACGUUUCUGGUGUAUGCGAAUUUCCCUUGAAAGACCUCAUUCUAAACGCCAAUCAAAUGGAAAAACGAGAGGACAAGCUGCAGGGUGAUGUUUCUGGUACUGACGCUGAAGGCGUGCUUGAAUGGGAAAUUGGGUACUUUCCAAGAGCUGAGUUUGAAAAGGCUUUACGAACAGAUGCCAUGGAUCCUCGGGACCACCAUGGAGAUACGAUAGAGGUAGCGGAAGAGGAAAAGACACAGAGUGCCCAAAACACCGUACCGGAUCCGAAUUUACCCUCUGGAAUUUUGGGAUUGACUAUCCAUCAGUGUAUCAAUGUUCAAGUUGAUAAUCCUGGCAAGAAGUCAAUGGGAAAUGUCAAAACUAGACGCCAAGAUUCCGACGGAGAACUGAGUAGCUCGGAAGAAACCAUCGACGUUGAAUAUAUCCCAUCGCUUUACGUGUCGGCCGAUAUCAAUGACUUGUUGAUAUACAGAACCAGAGUGAAGAGUAUCACUUCGGCACCAACGUUUAAUUCCAACACGGAGACAUACAUACGAGACUGGCGACUCGCUACUUUGACACUCUCAGUCUGGGAUACAAGAAAGAAGAAAGACGAUUGCCUUGUUGGAGUAGCGUCUCUCAAAUUGUCCGACAUCUUUCACAAAUCCUCUUCGGUAGUCAAAUUUUACGACCUGAAAGGUGGAGCUGGUACCGGCCGAAUCCGGGUGAGCAUGAUUUUCAGGUCCAUGAGAAUGAAGCUUGAGGAAUCGUUGCUUGGAUAUUCCGUCGGCUCAUUCGUAUUCUCAUCGCCCAUCUCGUGUACCGGAGAUAUGUAUACCAAGAGACUCAGAUUGCGAUCGUCUGCCACGACGCGAGCUAUUAAGAAUGGUUCCAAGUCGGAUGCCGAUUAUACGUGGAACCUUGAGGAUUCGCAAAACAUACUCCCAGUACACUACCGAUACAUGAGUGCUAUCGUGUUUGAAUUUAUUGGUGCUGGGUUAACGGAGAAGUUGAAAGGGCCCCUCGGCAAGAAUAAGCACUAUGCUGUGCUCUGGCUGUUCACACUUAUUGACAACAAGGAAGAGAAUUUCAACCUUCCGAUCUACCAUACCAACAACCCAGACCGGCUGAUUCAGAACGUGGUUGAUGAAUCUGACGAUCAUAUGGAAUUAACAGAAGUCGGCAGGGUAAAGUUUAGCGGGAAGUUCAAGGCUGGGCUUGAUGAGGCACAUGGCGAGUUUCAGAAGGAUCAUGACCACUGGAGCACGUACCAAGCUUGGUUGGCUGCUAGAAAGUCUGGACAACGUCAGGAUCAAACCAAUCGAACGACUAAUAAGUUGAAUGAUGAGUUAGCAAAGGGGAUUAAGAAAAGUCAAUCGAUUCAUGUAUAA
Lachnellula hyalina is the source of this 3084-nucleotide messenger RNA. Its product is annotated as Meiotically up-regulated protein. The coding region runs from base 1 to 3084 and encodes 1027 amino acids. The transcript is spliced from 7 exons. Gene Ontology annotation, molecular function: lipid binding. Lineage: Eukaryota; Fungi; Ascomycota; Leotiomycetes; Helotiales; Lachnaceae. The record is from RefSeq and is a predicted model, not a curated record.